AUGGCUUCAACAACAACAAUAGCAAUACCAAUUGAUGUCGUGGAGGAGAUCCUCCAAAAGAUUGCCUUGAAAUCUAUCAUCAGAUUUAAGUGCGUUUCGAAGCAAUGGAAAACGUCAAUCGAAUCCCAUAGUUUCAUCGAUAGACAUCGGAUGGAUAGCUCCCGGCGCCGGAAAAUCCUUUUGGCUUUCGGUUGCCGAGACCACGGAGACUACUCUCCACCGUUUCUUUUCCCCGAAGAAGAAGACGAAGACGAAGUUAAAGAAGAAGAGAUCUGCUAUAUCGGCAACUGCGACGCUUCCCGUAUCUCACUUACAUGCGACGGUUUGAUCUGCAUCCCGGGGUCGGAUUCCAUUGAAGUUUGUAACCCGGCGACUCGAGUAUCCCGGCGAUUCCCUACCGGCGAAUCUCUCGUCUCGAAUCCAAUCUUUCUUCAUAAAGGAACCGGGGGUAUCCCCGCCGAAUCUCUUGUGCACCGUCAAAGAUAUUUAGAGCAUGAACACGUGCCUAAGUUCCCGACGGCGGCACCAAGCUCGUUUGGAUUCGGUAAAGAUGAAGUUACCGGUGCGUAUAAAGUCGUUGAGCUACGUGCUCAUCCUCGUUCCUCGCUCAUCGUUGGCGAGUGCAAUGUUCUUGAUCUCCAAACCGGGCGGUGGAGACACGUCAACAUCGUUCCUUAUAAGGUUUUUGCCAGGGAAAGAUCCGUCUAUGUCAAUGGUUCCCUUCACUGGUUCACUGUUGAUCUCUGGGAACCCAACGCUUCAAGAAUUGUUGCGUUUGAUCUUCAUCUUGAAGAGAUUAGAGUCGUCUCCCACCCAAACCCGAUCUAUUCUUCAGACGAUGGCGGCACUCCCUAUUUCUCUGAGCUUCUCCUCCUCCGAGACCGCCUCUCUGUAUCCGAGAUGAGGACCACUAAUGUUCCCCAUCCCCGACUCGAUAUCUGGAGCAUGUUGGAUGCAGUAAAACAAGGAUGGGUUAAGAUGCAUUCUUUGUGUUUAUGCCAACUUUAUCGACCACGAUCAAGUGAGACUCGCCUAUUCACGCCCUUGGUGAUUCUUGACGACGACCAAGGAGAUGGAGGAUUGCUGAUUGUUUGGGAUUAUCAAGAGUCUUUGUUCAUGUCUUACCCUAAAAAUUUCCUCCUUAACAAGGUUUCUGCAUACGCUCGUGUUGUUGCUUCAUCUUACUUCCAAACUCUGGUUCCUGUUCCCUAA
Camelina sativa (false flax) is the source of this 1212-nucleotide messenger RNA. Its product is annotated as F-box/LRR-repeat protein At2g43260-like. The record is from RefSeq and is a predicted model, not a curated record. Gene Ontology annotation, molecular function: protein binding. NCBI's taxonomy places the organism in Eukaryota, Viridiplantae, Streptophyta, Magnoliopsida, Brassicales, Brassicaceae.